Messenger RNA from Hippocampus comes (tiger tail seahorse), 2050 nucleotides. It is a transcript of the gene gda, whose product is annotated as guanine deaminase. The record is from RefSeq and is a predicted model, not a curated record. Gene Ontology annotation, biological process: guanine catabolic process. Gene Ontology annotation, molecular function: zinc ion binding; guanine deaminase activity. Bases 113 to 1474 code for a protein of 453 amino acids. NCBI's taxonomy places the organism in Eukaryota, Metazoa, Chordata, Actinopteri, Syngnathiformes, Syngnathidae. Gene Ontology annotation, cellular component: cytosol. The transcript has 14 exons.
CCCUCCUAGCCCAUCCCACACCACACGAGUCGGCCGCUUUGGUAGACGAUCGACUCAAAGUCGCAGUCCGACGCAGGUGAGCGCGCGACUUUCGUGUUUCUCUGAAAUCGUGAUGGCGAACCCGGACGGAGCCGCGGAGACGAAGCGCGUCUUCAGGGGGACUUUGAUCCAUGCCACCCGCGAAGAAGCAGCCAAGGUCCUGGAAGAUGCACUACUUGGAGUUGAUGCCGACGGGAAGAUCGCCUUUAUUGGUGAAGGUAAAGAGCUGCAUCGACUCUCAAAAGAAUUUGCAUUCAGUCCAUCCUCAGUAAUUCAGUUGGAAAAACAUGAAUUCUUCAUGCCCGGAAUGGUGGACACCCACAUCCAUGCCCCUCAAUACAGCUACGCUGGCACGGCUCUGGACAUGCCCCUGCUUGACUGGCUCAACACCUACACGUUUCCGGUGGAAUCACGCUUCAAAGACCAGAAUUUCGCACGGGAGGUCUACACUCAAGUCGUGAAAAGAACUCUGAGAAAUGGGACAACCACCGCUUGUUACUUCGCCACAAUACAUACUGACUCCUCUCUCUUGUUGGGUCACAUUGCAGACAAGUUGGGACAGCGAGCCUUGGUGGGCAAGGUGUGUAUGGACCGGAACAAUUCAGUGAAACAUUACAAAGAGACCAUUCAAGAGUCCCUGGAGGAAACCCGUCGGUUCAUCGCUGAGCUCUUGGAGAAGAAGUAUGCUCUUGUGAAGCCUGUGGUAACACCUCGCUUUGUCCUGUCAUGCUCGAGCACCUUGUUGGGACAACUGGGACAGCUCGCAAAGAAUAACAACCUGCAUAUUCAGAGCCAUAUCAGUGAAAAUGUCGAGGAGGUGAAGAUUGUGAAGGAGAUGUUUCCUGAUUCCGAUUCCUACACAGAUGUCUACCACAAACACAACCUGCUUACCAACAAGACAGUGAUGGCGCACGGCUGCUAUCUGAGUGAUGAAGAGUUGGCCUUGUUUCGAGAGACAGGCGCCUCUUUGUCUCACUGUCCAAACUCCAACAUCUCGUUGUGCAGCGGACUCCUCAAUGUCCGUAACGUGCUGAACCACAAAGUGAAGCUCGGCCUCGGAACAGACGUGGCGGGCGGCUACUCUGCCUCGAUGCUGGAUGCUGUGCGGAGAGCCUUGGACACGUCCAAAAUACUGACCGUACAGGACCCGGAACACGUGACGCUCACCUUUGAGGAAGUGUUCCGGUUGGCGACACUCGGAGGCAGCCAAGCUCUGUCCCUGGAUUCCCAAAUUGGAAACUUUGAAGUGGGCAAAGACUUUGACGCCUUGAGGGUGAACGUAACCGUUCCUGGCGGGCCCAUUGACUUGAUCGAGCAUGACAAACCAAAGAUUAUUCUGGAAAAGUUUUUGAAUUUGGGUGACGAUAGGAAUAUAGUGGAGGUUUAUGUGGCUGGAAGGAAAGUGGUCCCAUCCUCCGAGAAGCUCCUCUACUAAACGUCACAUGACUUGGAUUGAAUUGCUCGAAAUGUUGCUUCCCCUCUAAUGAUUGAUAUUAGAAAUGAGUCACGUUCAGGCUGUCAUUGGAUUAUAUGUAGUGGCCAAACUUUGCUAUUCAUUUGCAAGUGGAAGUUAUACAACUGCAUACAGUAGUCUGGCACGUAAAAAAGACUGCACUAUAUCAGCAAUAUAUAUUUAACUGCAUGUUUUUUUUCUGUAAUUUAGCCCACAGUAUGGCUAAUCCUGCUUGUGCUUGUGCUAAUUCAAAAGUGCGAAAAGUGUGGGGCUUGGUUGGGGGAGCUUGAGAAAAAAAAAUGCACUCUAUGCCUUGCCAUUUAAUACAAUAUGUGUGGGUGUAACCUUACUUUUAGGUUUCAUAAAACCACUUCAUUAUCCCCCCCUCUUUUUUUCAGUUUUUUUUUUGUAUGUUACAUUUGUGUGGCCUGAAAUAUGGCAUAAAACCUAUGCAACAAUUUUAUGAAUAUACUCCCGUCAUUGUCGUAUCUGGUGUGCUUUAAAAGUCAGUGUUUUGGUUUCAGAUUGCAAAGGCACAUGAUCUUUUUUUUUUUUUUU